Molecule: messenger RNA, 2308 nt
Organism: Zea mays
Lineage: Eukaryota; Viridiplantae; Streptophyta; Magnoliopsida; Poales; Poaceae
Product: cyclic nucleotide-gated ion channel 1
Exons: 6
Coding region: 314-2236 (640 amino acids)
Biological process (GO): transmembrane transport; monoatomic ion transport
Cellular component (GO): membrane
Molecular function (GO): monoatomic ion channel activity
Source: RefSeq, a predicted model, not a curated record
GACCCUGCUCCCUUGUAAAUACCCACAUCCACUUCCCUGCUCCGUCGUUCCCAACUCCACCGCCUCGGCCGGCACGCCUCCUCCAAAGAAAAGCCGAUCCUUUCGAUGUUCUCUUCUCCCUUCUCCGUACGUCCACGAUUGGUGGUUACCGUUCAGAGAGCCGCCGUAAGCUUCGCGAGUCGGUUAACCGCUUCAGCCUUGCCGCCGGAAGUGAGGAAGAAGCAAUGGCAGUGCCAGCAAAGUGAGGAGGAAGCAACGUCACUUGCCAGCUCCGACACUCAGGAAAAUUAAGAGAGAGAGAGAGAGAAGAGAAAUGAAACCCACCAGCGCAAGAGUCCUCGACCCCCGGGGGUCUUUCCUGCAGACAUGGAACAAGGUGUUCGUGAUAUCGUGCCUCGUUUCAGUCUCCGUGGACUCGCUCUUCCUCUACGCCCCGGCGAUCGACGGCGACAUCGGCUGCCUGUACCUGGACGACAAGCUGGAGAAGAUAGCCUGCCUCCUGCGCUCCCUCACCGAUGCCCUGUACCUGCUCCGCAUGGCGUUCCAGUUCUCCACAGCCUUUGCGGCUCCCACUCCUCCCGGAGCGUUUGGCCGCGGUGUCCUGGUCGACGACCUGCUGGCCAUAGCGAAGCACUACCUGUCGACGUAUUUCCUGGUCGACGUCUUGGCUAUUCUGCCACUGCCCCAGGUUUUCGUGUGGGUAGUGCGGCCACACCUCCAGAGUUCAGAGGUUAUGAACGCGAAAAACGUGCUGAUGUUCAUGAUCCUACUUCAGUACGUGCCUCGGCUGGUCCGGAUAAUACCACUCUACCUCGAAAUCACGAGAUCAGCCGGCACAGUAGUGGACACUGCAUGGCCGGGGGCAGCCUUUAACCUGCUAGUUUACAUACUCGCUAGCCAUGUCCUUGGAGCUCUUUGGUACAUUCUGGCCAUACAGCGAGAGGACACCUGUUGGAGAGAAGCUUGCAACAGCCAGGAAGGCUGUGAUCUGGCAAGUCUGUACUGUGGGAGUACUGCAUCUGGAAACAACAGUACGUUCUUGCAGGAUGCGUGCCCAACAGAUGGCGAUGGCGCCGAUGUGGACCCAAUCUUCGGAAUUUAUCUGCCAGCCCUGCAGAAUGUUUCGCAGUCAUCAGGUUUCUUCCAAAAACUGUUCUACUGCUUUUGGUGGGGGCUACAAAAUCUAUGUUCCUAUGGUCAGAACCUUAAAACAAGCACUUACAUAUGGGAGAAUCUAUUUGCUGUCUUUGUCUCGAUGUCAGGCUUAGUUUUGUUCGCUCUCCUCAUAGGAAAUGUGCAGACCUAUCUACAAUCAGCCUCGGGGCAUAUAGAGGAAAUGAGAGUGCGAAGACGUGACAUGGAGCAAUGGAUGUCAUACAGACUACUUCCAGAGCAUAUCAAGGAACGAAUACUGCGUCACCAUCAAUAUCGGUGGCAAGAAACACAAGGCGUGGAUGAAGAGGGCCUUCUUGUAAACCUUCCCAAGGACCUCAGGAGGGAUAUCAAGCGUCAUCUUUGUCUGUCACUUCUCAAGAGGGUUCCAAUGUUCGAAAACAUGGACGACCAACUCCUGGACGCAAUGUGCGACCGUGUGAAACCCAUGCUGUACACAGAAGGAAGCCACAUCGUUCGCGAAGGCGACCCAGUGAACGAGAUGUUCUUCAUCAUGAGAGGGAGGCUAGAGAGCACGACAACGGACGGGGGGCGAGCGGGCUUCUUCAACUCCAACGUCCUCGAAGGCGGCGACUUCUGCGGCGAGGAGCUCCUCACGUGGGCCCUGGACCCAGCCUCGGGCUCCAACCUUCCAAGCUCGACGAGGACGGCGAGGACGCUGUCGGAGGUGGAAGGCUUCUCCCUGAGGGCUCGCCACCUGAGGUUCGUGGCCAGCCAGUACAGGCGGCUCCACAGCAAGCAGCUCCGGCACACCUUCAGGUUCUACUCCCACCAGUGGCGGACCUGGGCCGCGUGCUUCGUACAGGCGGCUUGGCACAGGUACUGCCGGAGGAGGCUGGAGGAGGGCGUGCGCGAGAAGGAGAGGAUGUUCCGGGCAGCGGCCGUGACCGACAUCUCCAGCUCCCGCAGCCUCGGCGCCGCGCUCUACGCUGCCCACUUCGCUCGCAACAUGGUAAGGACGCUGCGGAGGAACGCCGCACGGAAGGCCCGUCUGCUGGAUACAGUGUCUUCGAGGCUGUUGCAGAAGCCAGCGGAACCCAACUUUUUCGCUGAAGAAGACUGACCUUUCUUUAAUUUCUACCUUGAUACUGAGAUGUAAUUGGAGCGGAUAAGGAGGUAUAUAUUUGUUUUUAUA